This is a messenger RNA of Closterium sp. Yama58-4, 2907 nucleotides long. The record is from the annotation of a GenBank genome assembly. NCBI's taxonomy places the organism in Eukaryota, Viridiplantae, Streptophyta, Zygnematophyceae, Desmidiales, Closteriaceae.
AUGACGUGUCGGCGCUGGAACGAAGUGGCGCGGAACAUGCCUGCGCUGUGCCUGAGAACGAGUGGCGGCGGAGUCGCUGCUAGCCAGGAGCCGUACUUGACUUUCGAGCGCCAGGCCUCGCGAAUGAUCCUCCGCAUGCGCGCCCUGCGCCACCUCACCGUCAUUUCGCCUCCCGCGCCGCCUGCCAGCAUUGGAGGGCCGUGCUGCCCCCCCAGCCAGACGCCGUCAAGCGAAAUUCCCAGCCCUACCAGCAGCGCACGUUCCGCCCCCACAAGCCUCGGACUUUGCACCCUCUGCCGCGGUGGAAGAAGUCCCACUCGAACCGCCGAGUCAACGGAACUCCCAGGGGCUUCUGCAAGUUGCGCCUGCCGGUGCAGCCAGCCAGGGAGUUCGGCAAGCGCGCAGGCAGGGGAUUCGGCGGCGCAGGCAGGGGAUUCGGCGGCGCAGGCAGGGGGUUCGGCAGCGCCGAGCCAUCCGCGGGAGUUUAUCUUCGAGGCGUGGAUGCGCCACGUGGGGCCGUCGCUGCGCUCGCUCACUCUCUCGCGCGCUGUUCCCGUCGCUUCGUCCACGAAUUGCGGCGGCGACGGGAGCGUGGUGGUGAACCUGUGGGAGGAGGAGGACGCGAGUCUGCAUCUCGCGCACAUUUCCCGCCACUGCACCAACCUGCGCUCGCUCUCAUUGGGCCACGUGUCACUCUCCACACAAACUCUUCUCGCCACUCUCCAGCCCAUGCCGGCCCUGCAGCACCUCUCGCUCUCGUGGCUUCACGCGUCUCCCGCCGCGGUUCACGCCGUGCUUGACGCCGCGCCGAACCUCCGCCAGCUCACGAUUUUCAUGGCGUCGGGUUUCCCUCACCUAGAACUGCGACUUCCUCCAUCCGUGCAGCACCUCUCGCUCUCAUACAUUCGCGCAAACUCAGUCAUGCUUCACUCCGCGCGCUCUCUCCUAUCCUUCUCUCACCGCGACAUGUUUCUUGGCGCGCUCUCCAUCCGCGACGCGCCCAACCUGCGCCAACUCUCAGUCGCCUCAGCCAAUUCCCUUCUCGUCUCCGCUCCACAUUCCAGCCGACUCGAAUCGAUCGACCUUCAUAGUAUACCCUUUUCCGCAAUGUCCGGCGAGCGAAGCGCAGACGCAGGGGAAGCCGUGCUCCUCCUCGCGCUGCCGCACGUGCGUCUCUUUAACGACCUCAUCGCCUUACAACGCGUAUCGCGCUCCCUCUAUCGCACCAUUCGCGACUCGCCCUGUUUCUGGCUGCGAUUCCACCAUCUCCACGUGGAGCCCUUCCCAAUCAGCCACCGCCACGUGUCCGCUUCCCUCAGCGGAACAGCGGCUCCAAGAACCACCAGUGGAAUUCGUCCAGUCGGAGCGCGCGGUGCUGAUUCUCAGCAACUCGCAGCGCUGCCUCGUUAUAAGCUGGUGGAAGCGGCUCUUAAGGUGUACGCGCGGCGGUCCCAGGGGCAGCUGAGGGAGGUGAUACUGGACGGAGAGGACGUGCGUGGCGAUGUGAUUGUAACGGUGCUUGCAGGCUGCAAGCAGCUCGAGAAGCUUUCAGUGAGGAUGUGCACGCAUGUAAGCUCGUCCCACAUAGUCACACUCUUACAGUCACAGUGGGGCACGCUGGCGUCAACAUCAGCAUCAGCCUCAACUUCAGUAUCAGCAUCAGCACCAGCACCAGCAUCAUCCCCAGCGUCAGCAUCAGCAUCAUCAUCAACUUCAGUAACAGCAUCAGCACCAGCACCAGCAUCAUCCCCAGCGUCAGCAUCAGCAUCAUUAUCGCCAGCAGCACCAUCAGCUUCACCCCUGCUUGCAGAUUCCUUACCAGAGUCUCCUCCACCCGCUCCACCCACUUCCCUUGAAUCUACGCAACCUACCACGCUUGAGCAACCUCAACUUUCUACCCUUGAACUGCCUCAAGCCCCCGCAGCUACAGUACCGGCUCCCAGUCCCAGGCUGUGGCAGGUGCGCAUGGCAGGGACUGACUGCCCCUCUACAGACUUCCUCUUUAUCCGAGACAUGCUCAAGCGCGCAGCAGCAAGUCUGCCCGCACCCAGACGUCCAGUCUCCGAACCUAGUUCCGCAGCUGCAGGUAGCCUUGGCAGCAGCACCCCCUUCAGCAUCGGCAGCACCGCCCCCAUCAGCACUGGCAGCAGCACCCCCAUCAGCACCUGUUCUCAGAUUCUCACAGACCCCGUGCUUUAUAAGGCUGGCAUGACGAAAAGAUCAUGUAUGUCAGGAGAUUCGGGUAAUCCGGGAUGUGACUAUAACGAAGGGUUGUCGUUCGCGCCUCUGGAUGGAGCAUCAGUGAGGGGCUCAGCAUCGGAGGGGCUGGUUCGGGCAGGGGAAGGCAGAGGUUCGGACCCGUUUCCGGGCAGGAGGCUGCAGAUUGUUUCAACCUGCCCGUCGGUUCUGGACAUCGAUUUCUGCCCGCGGUGUGCCAAUAUUCGGGCAGUCUUGGACUGCCCGACUAGCGUGCAGUGGCGGCAGCAUCUGGAGCGAGUAGCUGAGGAUUCUACCUCCAUAAAAGUGCAGGCGACCGUGCGGUCUCUCCUUAAGCAGCAGGCUUGUCGUGGGUGCCUGCGCUGCAUCCCUCGCUGCAUCUUCUGCGGCUCGUGCACCAACCACACGUGCAUGCCACUUGGCCAAAUCCAAGCAGUGCACCUAGAAGCACAGCACCAAGCAGCACAGCAGGAGUCCCUUGGAGGUUCAAAUCCGGGCGGCCAAAUUUUGGAAUCGAAUGAUGGUAUAGCUCGAGGGUUGGAGGACCCUGCACUGCAUGAGGGAGGCAGUGGAUUUGGUGUCGAUGGGAUGGGUGAUGUGUGGGUGUACCCUUUGUUCCAAGGAGCAGUGCACAUCGCGCAUGCUGACGUGUGUGGGGUGCAACUGGCGGUGCUGCCCGUGGCACAUUGA